AUGGAAGAAUGGUUGGGUGGCUAUUUGAAACGAAUUGAACGAGACAAUGUCAACAUCCUCAAUCGACUGAGUGACUUUGAGCGAUCGGGCGAAGGUAGUCGGCAAAGUAAAGAACAUGGGAGCUGGAGCGUCCAUCGGAAAUACUCCUGUGAUCUUCCUCGAGAGAUCUCAAAAAGGGAUCUACGUCAUCGGUUGGAUAAGAAGCAAGAAUCCCAACGUCCCCUAAAAGAGCGUUCUGGGGGAAAGGGAAAACGCAAACAAGUAUUGUCGCGUAGAGAUCUCUACCAUAAGCUUUCUGGAGGUGUUGAAAGGGAAAGCUUACACACAGGGUUGACUGUUUCUAUCAAGGAACUUGUAGACUAA
This is a messenger RNA of Ilex paraguariensis (yerba mate), 363 nucleotides long. The record is from the annotation of a GenBank genome assembly. Lineage: Eukaryota; Viridiplantae; Streptophyta; Magnoliopsida; Aquifoliales; Aquifoliaceae.